Argiope bruennichi is the source of this 567-nucleotide messenger RNA. RefSeq names its product achaete-scute homolog 1a-like. The record is from RefSeq and is a predicted model, not a curated record. The transcript has a single exon. The coding region runs from base 1 to 567 and encodes 188 amino acids. Gene Ontology annotation, biological process: regulation of transcription by RNA polymerase II; developmental process. Gene Ontology annotation, molecular function: protein dimerization activity; DNA-binding transcription factor activity, RNA polymerase II-specific; RNA polymerase II transcription regulatory region sequence-specific DNA binding. NCBI's taxonomy places the organism in Eukaryota, Metazoa, Arthropoda, Arachnida, Araneae, Araneidae.
AUGUCUUCAAACUGUGAAAACGUCGAAGGCGCUCAGUCCUUCAGCUUCCACUCCCGAGCGAGUAACUUUUCUGACAUGAAACAAACAAAUAUGCAAGCCUCAUCAAGACUAGAUGACAUGCAAGACACCUACGGUGAAAUAUCAUCGACGAAUUCAAAGCCUGUUAUAUCAGUGGCUCGACGAAAUGAGCGCGAACGUAAACGUGUUCGACUCGUCAACCAAGGAUUUGCCAUUCUUAGAGAUAAAGUACCUCGUGACAAAUGCUACAGAGGUCGACGUUCCAGCAAAGUGGAAACUUUACGCGCUGCUAUAAUGUACAUUAGACAGCUUCAACAGAUACUGUUAGAAAGUCAAACACGUUUCCAAGCGCAGAAUACAGGUCCGUGUUAUGCUUAUUUUGGUGGAGAAGCAUUGUUAAAUGAGCCUGUAGUAUCUGGUUCUGACAGUUAUGCUGUUCAUAACGGAUUUACCACUGAAUGUACUGUAACGCCCAGUUACAAUCAAUUCCCAAAUAGUCUAGACGCGCAGUUCCCUGAUGAUGUCUAUGCCAUGCCAUGGUUUGCAUGA